AUGAUAGAUCACCUCCUGGGUCGCCCUACUCCAUCCUGGAAGAGAGUCCAGGUAUUCCUGGUGAUCUUCUUUUGGCUAUGGAGGAUUUUGCACGGAAACCCAGGCGGCCCUCGCCUUCUGUGGUUGAGACAAAGCUGCUGUACAGAACGAUUCACUCCAUGGCAGCUCAUUGUGAGCACACUGACUGGCGUCUACACCGUGCGCAAUCUUGACAAGAUCCUAGGGCUAGGAGGCAAGUGCUCUACUCUGACUGAGGGCUAUUCGCCCUCGUACUAUCGUGCGACCUGGAUUAACACAGGUCUCGAUGCGGGUUUCGCCACUGCCAUGUCAAUUCGUCCGAAGUGGCUCAAGGACUUUUGCUCCGUCCUCUUUGCUGUAUACUACAUCAUAUAUGCCCACGAAGCUGAUGAGAAGCUACGUAAAUUCCGAGCUGUCCCGACUGUCGAAAUGCUCCGCACGACUUGGGAGAAGACAGCCAAUCCAUAUGUCAGUAUGGUUCUUCCAAUGCUUUCGCGUCGGACCUCAUAUCUCUUAUGCAGAUACGUGCUGCUUCCCCGUCCUCAUGACUCAGCCUAUAAGCGACCUGUGACUGCCUGGCUGUUCUUUGCUCCUCCAGAGCAUCACCUUGCUCGAGCGACUGACCUUAUUCUUGAUGUACCUGGGGGUGGUUUCAUCUCCAUGACCCCAGAACAUCACGAGGAACGCCUGCGCAUGUGGGCUGUGCGCACGGGCAAGCCCGUCGUAUCGAUCGACUACGGCAAGGCGCCGGAAUACCCAUACCCAUAUGCUGUGGAUGAAUGUUUCGACGCUUACCGCUCGCUGGUCGACUCUGGUGGACAGAUCGUGGGCAUGUCCGGGCACAAGCUGAACAUUAUCCUGUCCGGCGACUCUGCCGGUGCACACAUCGCGACAUGCGUCGUGCUGCGCAUCCUCGAAACGCAGCUCGCAAUUCAACGGCCCGCCGCGUUCGUGCUCUCUUACGCAACGCUGGACUUCAACUUUACCUCCUGGAUGACGCCCGCGAACCUGCGUGUGCUGCACCCGCUCUCGAUGGUCGGCACGCGCCGGCCCGUGCGCCGCCGCCGAUCCUGGCGUGAUGCACUCCGCACGUUGUCCUCCACAAGCCCAGACGCCGUUCACACCCCCGCGCUUGCAGAAAGAUUGCCGGGGUCCGCGUCGCAGGACGACGAGGCCGGUGACAUGGCGGAUGUGGAGGACGAUGCCGAGCCAAAGCGCUCGUCAGAAUCGGCAAAAGCGCUUCAAGCUCGCGUGCGCUUCCACCCACAUGUUCAUGAGGUCGCCCCCGAGGGGAAUCAGAAGGAGAAGGAGUCCCCGCCUCCGUCCAAGGAUGUCGUCCAAAGCACGCACCUACGAGCACCUGAGGAGCCUCACGCCCCGGCGCAGGAAAAUGCGCCGCUGGGAACACGGCUAACGAUGACGAGCCGUACCGGGUACUUCCAGGACCGCAUCAUUUCGCCCAGCAUGAUGCGCGCAAUGGCGAUUCUGUACAUCGGCCCGUUCCGCAACCCGGAGUUCAGCAGCGACUACUACCUCUCGCCCAUCCUCGCGCCGAGCCGUCUGCUCGCGCAGUUCCCGCCGCUGCUGAUGUCGUGUGGGGAGAAAGACCCGUUCGUGGACGACACUGUGAUCUUCGCGGGGCGCGUGCGCGAGGCAAAGCGCGCGCGGCGAGCCGAGCUCGACGCUAUGCUCGCAGGAGGUAAAGGCGCGGGGAAAGAUCACGAUGUACGGGCCCUGAGGCGGGAACGUGACCUACUCGCGAGCCAGGGCGACGAGGAUUGGGUGACGAUGCACAUCUUUUCAGAAUGGAGCCACGGGUACCUGCAGAUGCCAAUGCUGAUGCAGGAGGCACGCACCGUGAUCAACGACCUUGCCGACUGGAUGGACGGCCUGUUCGCGAAGCUGAACCUGGAUCCCGUGCGGUCGAAAAGGGAGAGGGCGGCCGCCGCGAACGAUUUCGUGCGGGGAAAGCGUGUGUCACCGCCACGUGUGUCCAGGUCCAGGACGGCUCUUCCCCCGAUGGAGAGCGGAUCGACGUCUGUGACCGAAACGGAGCAGGAGACCGAGACAGACGAUGUCUUGACCUUCGAAACUAAGAAGAGGGCAUCGCCACAUCCGAAGCGACGGUCGUCGCAGACAUCGCCGACACCGAGUGAACAAUCUGCUCCAUCGAGCGAGGACGUACUGCCGCCCCCACACCCCUCGCUUGAGCGAACCGAUAGUGAAGACACCGCCAUCGGUGAGCCCGCGGGAACAAGAUUUGAUCUGUUCGAUAUCGUCCCGCAACAGUCGGGGAGCGGGAGCCAGAGGCAUAGAUCGCGUGAGCCCUCCCCGGGGUUUCUUAGCAGGACCGCCACUCCGGGGAAAGCAGGUCAGACCAUUUCCGAGUCCGAGCUGAUGAGGAGGCGUCGGUUGCUUGACUCCCAUUUGAUCGUAACGGACCCGCCCAGAUAG
Messenger RNA from Postia placenta MAD-698-R-SB12, 2472 nucleotides. RefSeq lists its product as hypothetical. NCBI's taxonomy places the organism in Eukaryota, Fungi, Basidiomycota, Agaricomycetes, Polyporales, Adustoporiaceae. The coding region runs from base 1 to 2472 and encodes 823 amino acids. The record is from RefSeq and is a predicted model, not a curated record. The transcript is spliced from 10 exons. Gene Ontology annotation, biological process: triglyceride catabolic process. Gene Ontology annotation, molecular function: triacylglycerol lipase activity; sterol ester esterase activity. Gene Ontology annotation, cellular component: cytosol.